CGCUUGGAUUGCAUUAGCCACUGAAAUAAACUCCGCCCACCAACACCCAACCCCAUGCUUUCUACUCAAUCAAAUAUCUUAUGUGCAAGUAGCACGACAACAAACAUGGCGCCUACGGAAAGACUUGAGAACGUAAAUCCAACGAUUCAUACUCGGUUAUUGGACCGCGAAACAACCGCAGAGGAAGAAAAUGAGGAUGUAGUGGACGAGAUUGAUGCAAGGGAGAUUUUCGAUCUGAUCAGACAUAUCAACGACCCGGAGCACCCUCUCAGCUUAGAAGAUUUAAAUGUCGUCACUCAUUCACAAGUUGAGGUGAAUAAUAGAGCAAACAGUGUGAAGGUGUUGUUUACUCCCACUAUACCACACUGCAGCAUGGCUACUCUCAUCGGCCUCUCGAUACGCGUCAAGCUUCUCAGAUCUCUGCCCCCACGAUUCAAGGUUGAUGUGAAGAUCUAUCCUGGAAGUCACGCCUCAGAAGAUGCAGUAAAUAAACAACUGGCCGAUAAGGAACGAGUGGCAGCUGCCCUAGAAAACAACCAUCUCCUUGAAGUCAUCAAUCAGUGUCUCGUUUUGAAAAGAUGAAACCUGAAAAUCCUCCUGGAAGGUCAUAAGCCAUUCUUAGAUAUGGUGGACACAAAACUAUGACACUGUUGGGUAAAUUGGUUUGGAUACAUCUAAAUCGAAUAGUGCAGUUCUGCUAUAGUGUCCGCCAUAUUUAAAAAGGCGAAUUGUUUCAGCUCCAAAAAGACCUCCCCCAAUCUCCUUUUUUCAUGUGUAAAAAUUGCUAAAUAUUUAAAUAGCAUUGUGGCAGUGCAAAAAGGUUGUAUGUCACAUUUUCUGUAAAAUUGAACUAGAGUAUACAAAAGAUGCUUUAGUUUUGGUGUAAAAAAAAUGUAAAAGUUUCAUAACUGUCAAAAAGUGUAAAAUGUUAAAGGCAGUGGACACUACUGGUAAUUACUCAAAAUAAUUGUCAGCAAAAACCUCACUUGGUAUGAGUA
Molecule: messenger RNA, 998 nt
Organism: Asterias rubens (European starfish)
Lineage: Eukaryota; Metazoa; Echinodermata; Asteroidea; Forcipulatida; Asteriidae
Product: MIP18 family protein galla-2-like
Exons: 5
Coding region: 55-582 (175 amino acids)
Biological process (GO): iron-sulfur cluster assembly
Cellular component (GO): cytosolic [4Fe-4S] assembly targeting complex
Source: RefSeq, a predicted model, not a curated record